AUGAUGGUAGAGACCAUCUUGGAGUCCUCGCAGGACUUUGGCAUGUCAAGCGGACCUCUGCCCCAGUGGAAGCGCGAGCUCUUGCAGCGCCGUGCCGCACGCUCUCGUCCUCCACAAGUUCCACCUCCCGCCCCGCCGCUGCCGCUCACGCCACCGCCUCCGCCGCCGCCCGCUGACGAAGACGAGGAGCUCCGCUACGGGCCUGGCAUCGUUAAGAGGCUCAAGUCGCGCUAUCUGAGUCUUGCUCUACGGGAAGCACCGCGCCGCCGCCCUUCAGUGCUUCGCCGAGCCGCCUCGCUCGAGCACCUGCUAGAUGAACGGCUACCACCUCCCCCGGCGCCUGCGCCGCGCACCUCCGCUCGACCCGCGCGUCCCGUGUCUCUCGCCGCACCCCCUAGAACCUCUGCAGCACCGGUUCGUCGCGAUUCUGUUAAACGCGCCCGCUCGGUGGACGCACUGAGUCGCCUAGACGAGCCUGUCGCGACUCCAUCGCCUCCUCCUCUGCCUAGACCGCCUCGGCGUCCGGCACCUCUCCUCCGAGAUGCAGAACGCCCUCCACCAGACGUCGUCCGCUCGACGCUGCGCAAAUUUGAAUCGACCCCUGUGCGACGAACCGCGCCCGCCGGCCGAGUCUCAUCCGUACUCCGCGGACUUGAGGCGCCUCCCCGCAGUUCCACGCCAGAGCCCAGGGGUCGGUCGCCGAGUCCCGCCGCUGCCGACAUUUCCGCCAUUGAUGAGCCAGAAGGCGCCAAUUUGUCUGUUCGAACGAAGCGUGUGUCGAAAGCUGCCCUAGACGGCAUCGCGCGCGCCGGCUCCACCGUGCGCUAUUCGUUCGAGUCUCCCGAGCGAGGUUCCCAUCUACCCCCUCUCGCUGCCACGAACCCUGUGCUUCUGAACCGUGCGCGCCUGUCUGCGUCGCCGCGACGCGUCGGUGUCAUCAAGCCGAUGCCGGCCCCCGCCCUCGAAGCGACCACCUCGCCUCCGGCUAAAGCCCCUGAUUCCCCUCGUCUUGAAACGCCACCUCCGGACGCGAUAGAAAGCGUGCCGGUGCCGCGACCAGAGAGAAAAGAUGCGCCACCUUCUGCCUUUGUCGAGCCGAUCCCUAGAACUCCGCCCACUGAAACGGACGUGAAGACUGAUACUAGCGCGUCCCGCGAAACCACCCCAGAGGUGGACCUCAAGCCGGAGCCGAAAGUGACAACGGACGAGUCUAAACCGGCGAAGAAAGCAACGAUGAAUGGUCACGUGACACCGGAGAGAGUCGAGACGAAGACGAAGAGCCUCCGCGCAGCCGGUAUCGAGCGCGCCUGGACCGGUGCCUCCGCAAACUCGGGCGUGGAAGUUGCCUCGGCGGGUCGCAAGCUCCGGCCCGCCGCGCCUGCCGCCACCUCCGUAGUCUUCAACUUCUCCAACCGCAAGGAGGUGCCCGACUACAUUGAGAACGACGGCAUCGUGCUGCGAGCGAGUCGAAGAAACCGCUUUAAGGCGGGUGAAGCCGGCGUGGUAGUCCUCAGGCCCGAGGCGCUGGAGAACUCGUCGGAGGACGAAGAGAGCGAGGAGGACCGCAGACCACCUUCGCCCUGCUCCGUUCGCUUCCUUAACGACAACGUGCUUAUCAACGGACGGUCGUCGAUGCUCUCGCGCACACCGCACCACCGCGUACGCGCAGCCAAGCUAAAGCUACAAUUCGAUGACUCCCUGACGCGCACAUUCGAAUACCCCUCGGAGACUUCCCUCUGCGAGGACUCGCCGCAGAUCGGGCAUCCCGUCUCCCCACUCACUGCCCCGGCGCAGCCCCCGCAGCCCCCACAGCCCCCACAGCCCGCGCAACCCACGCAACCCACGCUAGCCUCCAACACCCAUUUAGACGGAUGCGGUGGGCUCGCGCGCUACACACCCAGCAAAACCCUCGCCGAUGCCUUCCAACUGGGACUCACGCGCACGCACCAACAGGAAGAUCCAGCGUCAGAACAGUCUGAACAAAGCGAGAACAGUUGUAAAGCGGAGGCGGGGGCGGAAGCGGAAGCGGACGUGGGUGACGUGCGGCCGUGCGCCGCUGAGAGCGCGCGCUCUUGGUCCGAGUCGAGGACACACGACACCGACUUGCUCUUCUAA
Messenger RNA from Leptosia nina, 2115 nucleotides. Lineage: Eukaryota; Metazoa; Arthropoda; Insecta; Lepidoptera; Pieridae. The record is from the annotation of a GenBank genome assembly.